CAAAUUUGUUACACCUCAUUUGCGCUUGUACUCGCCCUCAUUCGCCUGGAGUCAGAGUCAUUUAAGUUUGGUGCUCCUCUCUUUACAGUUUCAAAGGAAAAGUGGUGUUUUACGUGUUAAAUACUUGGUGCACAUUUUUUCCCGCUCUUUCUUGUCUUUGGUGUAUUUUCUCAUUUGCUCAUUUGCUCACUUUAACAUCAUUUUAUAGACUGGGGGGGGGGGGGGGUUUCCCUUUUAAAUUUUCAUAUCCUUUUCUUUCGGGAAUGCUUGAGAAGGGACUUGCAGCAUAUUCCAUUGCGCCUGCUAUCCGGAUUAGUAUUGCAGCAUUGCUCAUUUUGGGAGUUACACCCCGGGAUAUCAGCAUUUUCACGCAAAGCAUGGUCUUCUUCCCUCUCGUCCCUCGUUCACAUUGCUCCUUCUUUUGUCUAAAAAGCCUUUCAUUUUUAUUUCAUUCUUAUAUUCUUAUUUUUUCUUUUUCCUUUUUUUUCUCUUGCGUUGGACUAUACUUGCCGUCAUUUCUUUCAAGGAUUAGAUUUAUGAAUCUGGAUCAGGGUUGGAGCAGGAACUGGGGUCGGAGCAGGAGCUGGAGCUGGAACAGUAUUGACAUUUCAGGACAAGGGUUUAGAUUCUCACUAUACCUGGCGUUUUUCUGGUGGCAAAAGAAAAUAUAAAAGACUUUUUUUGUUUUUUCCUUGAGGGAAUUUGGAUGCUAGAUGGAUUUAGUAUAAGUUUACUCUGUACUCUAUACUAC
Molecule: messenger RNA, 751 nt
Organism: Xylona heveae TC161
Lineage: Eukaryota; Fungi; Ascomycota; Xylonomycetes; Xylonales; Xylonaceae
Exons: 1
Coding region: 264-671 (135 amino acids)
Source: RefSeq, a predicted model, not a curated record